This is a messenger RNA of Mastomys coucha (southern multimammate mouse), 2157 nucleotides long. It is a transcript of the gene Slc2a5, whose product is annotated as solute carrier family 2 member 5. The transcript has 13 exons. The record is from RefSeq and is a predicted model, not a curated record. Lineage: Eukaryota; Metazoa; Chordata; Mammalia; Rodentia; Muridae. Gene Ontology annotation, molecular function: fructose transmembrane transporter activity. Gene Ontology annotation, biological process: fructose transmembrane transport. Bases 168 to 1661 code for a protein of 497 amino acids. Gene Ontology annotation, cellular component: membrane.
CAGCUGAACACGUGCUGAGCGCUGGAGCCCGUGGUGGCCAGCUUGUGGGCAGAUUGCUGGACCCAGACCAGCCUCUGGCGACUUACCCUGCCCUGCAAAGAAAGAGUACAAGAAGCACAGCUGGCACUUUGAGGAGGUGAGCCUCGGGCUGCCCUUGCAGAGCCACGAUGGAGAAAAAGGAUCAAGAGAGGAGCGGGGAGCUGACACUGGUCCUCGCUCUGGCCACGCUGAUUGCUGCCUUUGGCUCAUCCUUCCAAUAUGGGUACAAUGUGGCUGCCGUCAACUCUCCCUCAGAGUUCAUGCAGCAGUUUUACAAUGACACCUACUAUGACAGAAAUGAGCAGACGAUCGAGUCCUUCACCCUGACGCUGCUGUGGUCCCUCACAGUGUCCAUGUUCCCCUUCGGGGGCUUCAUCGGCUCUCUCAUGGUUGGAGCCUUGGUGAAUAAACUGGGCAGAAAAGGGGCCCUACUGUUCAACAACAUAUUCUCCAUCCUGCCGGCCAUCUUAAUGGGGUGCAGCCAAAUUGCCCAAUCGUUUGAGCUAAUAAUUGUUUCCAGACUUCUGGUUGGAAUAUGCGCAGGUAUCUCUUCCAAUGUGGUCCCUAUGUACUUAGGGGAGCUGGCCCCGAAAAACCUGCGAGGGGCUCUGGGAGUGGUCCCACAGCUCUUCAUCACUGUUGGCAUCCUUGUGGCCCAGCUGUUCGGCUUUCGGAGUUUCUUGGCAAACGAGGAUGGCUGGCCAAUUCUCCUGGGUCUGACUGGAGUCCCCGCAGGCCUUCAGCUCCUCCUCCUCCCCUUCUUUCCCGAGAGCCCCCGCUACCUCCUGAUUCAGAAGAAAAAUGAAUUCGCUGCUGAGAGAGCCCUGCAGAGUCUCCGAGGCUGGGAGGAUGUGCACCUAGAGAUGGAGGAGAUCCGGAAGGAGGAUGAGGCCGAGAGGGCGGCGGGCUUCAUCUCUGUGUGGAAGCUGUUCACUAUGCAGUCCCUGCGUUGGCAACUCAUCUCCAUGAUUGUCCUCAUGGCUGGCCAGCAGCUGUCAGGAGUGAAUGCGAUCUACUACUAUGCUGACCAGAUCUACCUCAGCGCGGGUGUGAAAAGCAACGACGUCCAGUAUGUGACAGCUGGAACAGGGGCCGUCAACGUGAUCAUGACCAUCCUCACGAUCUUUGUGGUAGAGCUUUGGGGACGGCGAUUCCUACUUCUCAUCGGCUUCUCCACCUGCCUCAUAGCCUGCAUAGUGCUGACAGCCGCACUGGCGCUGCAGAACACCGUCUCCUGGAUGCCCUACAUCAGCAUUGUCUGUGUCAUUGUCUACGUCAUAGGACAUGCCCUGGGGCCCAGUCCCAUCCCUGCCCUGUUCAUCACUGAGAUCUUCCUGCAGUCCUCCCGGCCAGCCGCCUACAUGAUUGGAGGCAGUGUCCACUGGCUCUCUAACUUCACCGUGGGGCUCAUCUUCCCAUUCAUUCAAGUGGGCCUUGGUCCCUACAGCUUCAUCAUCUUUGCAACCAUAUGUCUCCUCACCACCAUCUACAUCUUCAUGAUCGUCCCAGAGACCAAGGGCAAGACAUUCGUUGAGAUCAACCAGAUUUUUGCCAAGAAGAACAAGGUGUCGGAUGUACAUCCGGAGAAGGGGGAGGAGCUUAAGGACCUCUCACAGCAGUAGCAGAGCCAGGCCACCAGCCAGCACGGCCAGCCUGCGUGGACCUCCUGUCUAGACUUUGGUUUUGGAUUCUUGUCUGUGACACUGGAAGGGAGAUGAGCCCGGUGGGAAUGUCAGCCCUGUCACCUGCCCCCACUCAGUGGGAACAUCUGACCAGCUCGUGAGCUUCUCUUGGUCACGUGCAAAGCCAUCCCUCACCUUUGCGGGGUUGACUCCGGUGAAGGUCUUCCAACAUCGCUUUUCUAACAAGAGUCACACUACAAGACCAGAUGUGAGGAUGAUCGUAUUUUACCAGCAAAACUGACUCUCGUGUGGUACCUGUGGGCCCAGAGAGGCCCCUGGCAUCUACUUGGGAUUGAUGUUGUCCCCUUUCCUUAUCCAGCCAUGUCACAAAGCUGGAGAACAGACUGUUUGGGAAGACACACUGAGCAUGAAUUAUUAACCGUAAACGAUACAAUUCUGUAUAGCCAAUAAAACGGAUCUGAUCAUUUCUCUCCAA